Messenger RNA from Hyla sarda, 6507 nucleotides. RefSeq names its product phosphoinositide-3-kinase regulatory subunit 1 (gene PIK3R1). Gene Ontology annotation, molecular function: 1-phosphatidylinositol-3-kinase regulator activity; protein binding. Lineage: Eukaryota; Metazoa; Chordata; Amphibia; Anura; Hylidae. The record is from RefSeq and is a predicted model, not a curated record. The coding region runs from base 248 to 2422 and encodes 724 amino acids. Gene Ontology annotation, biological process: insulin receptor signaling pathway; phosphatidylinositol phosphate biosynthetic process. The transcript has 15 exons. Gene Ontology annotation, cellular component: phosphatidylinositol 3-kinase complex.
GCCAGUGCUGAGUGUGAGCGACUCCACAGUGUGAGUGUGUGGUGGCAGCAACAGCGGCGAGGGAGGAAGGAAGGAAGACGGACAGGAGCGGAGGGACUAAGGGAGGAAGAGACAGAGAAAUGAGAGCAAGCUCCGGCGCUUCCGACUCCAGGCAGUCCCCGGGCACCUCCGCUGUGUGAGCCGCAUUGCACUGAACGGAUCCCCGCUUGUGGCUUGCAGUAGAAUCGGCGGCGGCAGCACUAGCAGCAUGAGCGCGGAGGGAUACCAGUACCGGGCCUUGUUCCCGUACAAAAAGGAGAGGGAAGAGGACAUGGAGCUGCGGGUGGGGGACAUCCUCACUGUCAACCGGGGCUCCCUGCUGGCCCUGGGCUGCGGGGAGGGCAACGAGGCCCGGCCCGACCAGAUCGGCUGGCUGAACGGCUACAACGAGAACACGGGCGAGAGGGGCGACUUCCCGGGCACCUACGUGGAGUUUAUGGGGCGGAAGAAGAUCAACCCCCCGACGCCUAAACCCCGACCACCCCGACCCUUACCCGUGGCCCCCGGGGCUUCCCGAGGAGAGGCAGGGGCAGAAGCGCAGGCUUUCAUGCUUCCUGAUCUGGCUGACCAGUUCUCGCCACCAGAAACCGCCCCACAAGUCCUCAUCAAGCUGUUGGAGACCAUUGACCGAAAAGGGUCGGAAUCCACCACAUUAUACCGGACCCCAAGUGGCGCCAGUGUGGCUGAGCUCCGCCAGAUCAUCGAUUGCGAUACUACAGCGGGUGACUAUGAACAUUUUGACUUAGCAACCCUGAGUGAUGCUGUGAAAAGAUACUUAUUGGAUCUCCCUAACCCCGUCAUUCCAGCCACCACCUACAAUGAAAUGCUCUCUGCGGUCAGAGAAUCCCUGAACUCCGAUGACUACGCUCAGCUGCUGCGGAAGAUCAUCCAGACUGCCAACGUGCCCCAGCAGUACUGGCUCACCCUACAGUAUAUGCUCAAGCAUUUCUUUCAACUUUGUCAAAGUUCCAGCAAGAACUCUCUAAGUGCAAAGAUCCUGGCAGAAAUCUUCAGCCCGCUUCUCUUCCGAAUCCAGCAGGGAAGCUCUGACAGCCCAGAGUACAGCACCCAGAUUCUGGAAGUUCUUAUCGCCAGCGAAUGGAAUGAACAGCAAGCAGCGCCAGCACUGCCUCCAAAACCUCCUAAAUCCACCACUGCUGUAACAAACAACGGUACUAACCACAGUAUGGCUCUGCAAGAUGCUGAAUGGUACUGGGGCGAUAUCUCAAGGGAGGAAGUGAAUGAGAAACUUCGAGAUACCACUGAUGGGACCUACUUGGUACGAGAUGCAUCUACAAAAAUGCAUGGGGACUACACACUUACACUAAGGAAAGGGGGAAAUAACAAACUCAUUAAAAUAUUUCAUCGAGAUGGAAAAUAUGGUUUCUCCGACCCACUGACGUUCAACUCAGUGGUCGAACUUAUCAUCCACUACCGGAACGAGUCUUUGGCCCAGUACAAUCCAAAACUAGACGUUAAGCUCUUGUAUCCAGUAUCCAGAUUCCAACAGGAUCAAGUAGUGAAAGAAGACAGUAUUGAGGCUGUCGGAAAGAAAUUGCACGAAUAUAACCUGCAGUUCCAAGAAAAGAACCAGGAGUAUGAUCGGCUCUAUGAAGACUAUACAAGGACUUCUCAGGAAAUCCAAAUGAAAAGAACAGCCAUCGAAGCAUUCAAUGAAACCAUUAAAAUAUUUGAAGAACAGUGUACGACCCAGGAGAAGUACAGCAAGGAGUAUAUCGAGAAGUUCAAACGGGAAGGGAACGAUAAGGAAAUUCAGAGAAUUCAGCACAACUUCGAAAAGUUAAAGUUUCGAAUCAACGAAAUAGUAGACAGUAAACGAAGGCUGGAAGAAGACCUCAAGAAGCAGGCUGCUGAAUACCGGGAGAUUGACAAACGUAUGAAUAGUAUUAAACCAGACUUGAUACAGCUGAGGAAGACCAGAGAUCAGUACUUACUGUGGUUAACGCAGAAGGGAGUGAGGCAGAAGAAGUUGAACGAGUGGCUGGGCACGGAGAACACAGAAGAUCAAUACUCUACAGUGGAAGAUGAGGAUUUACCUCACCACGACGAAAGGACGUGGAAUGUCGGGAAUAUUAACAGAAAUCAAGCUGAGAGCCUGUUACGUGGAAAGCGUGAUGGAACAUUCCUUGUACGGGAGAGCAGCAAGCAAGGGUGCUACGCCUGCUCUGUAGUAGCGGAUGGGGAGGUCAAACACUGCGUCAUCAACAAAACCCUUACGGGCUAUGGAUUUGCAGAGCCAUACAACUUAUAUAACUCUCUAAAAGAACUGGUGCUACAUUACCAACACACGUCACUUGUACAGCACAAUGACUCUCUCAACGUCACACUAGCGUACCCAGUAUAUGCACAGCAGAGGCGAUGAGCACCUGACAAACUCUGGAGUCUAUUCCCGCGUCGACGAAAGUUGAUGCCAGUUUCGGCAUAAAACAAGGAAAAAUAAAAUCCUAAAGCUCCCUCGUCCGCCUACUUCACAAGAUUGAGCUGCAGUAUCAAAGCUACCUUCCGAUGAGAUAAGAGCUUUCUUUCGCCAUGGAAGCAGGAGAUGGGCGUUAAGCUGUGAAUGUAUGUUUCUAAGCUAUUGUGCUUGCUUUGUAAGAUCGAGAAGCACAGCAAAACAGAAAGAUAUGCUAUUAUAAGCCUAUCUCCCGGCCCGCAGGUACCUCGAGGCCUUCACCAUGGUGCUUGUUUACGUUCUAUUGAAGCUUUACCAGCUUGAAUGUUGGUCACCGCAGAUCCAAGAAGCCAAGGUGUCUUUUUGCUAGAACCGUACUUUAUUUUUUAUUUUUUUUUCGUAAGGGGAAAAUACCGUUCCAUAACAGCCUUUCAAGGACCAGUGACAUAUUGCUAAGUGGAUUUACCCACACAGCCUUGUGGAUUGUUUAAUUUUCCCCAAAAAGAAAUACAAAUGUAGCAGAACUGCACUUUGGGAGAAAAGUUUAAAAAUAAUGGAACGUUGAUGAAUUUGCUUCGACCCAAGCAAAGUGCCAGGAAGUGUUUUUAUUAAGACUUAUGAAAAGAAAUGAAUUCUGUUAACAAAAGAACCUAUUUAAUAUGGACAAUGACAGGAUGGAAACUGAUACAGUAUAUAUAUAUAAAUAUAUAAAUAUAAAUGUACAUAGCAAUGGGGACAAGCUAUGGAAAAGAAAACUAUCAAUACCAAACUGUCUUUUUAUUUUGCUGACUGCUAAAUCCUUAAUGCUAUGCAACAUCCAUUUUCUUUAAGCUGUUGUUUUUUUUGUUUUUUUCCUUUUUAUACGUACCGACGACAUACCUUUCUGUCCAUGAAAUGUUACUUUUUUUGUUUGUUCGUUUGUUUUUUUUAAGUUUUUUAUUUUAUUUUUUGUUUAAGGAAACGUGUAGAGCGUUUUUUUUGUCUGGGUAGGAGUUGUAUGGUAAUAGCUGAGGUGAUGAGUAUCACGGGAAAUUUAAACAAGAGCUAUUUUACCAUAAAACCUUGUAUAGAGUAACCUUGGCUUUUAUGCCCAAGAUUAAAGAAGAAAGAAAAUAAUAAUUCAGAAUUCAUUACAGAUAUUUGAUUAAAAUGCAUUGUUGGGCGGUGCCUAAUGAGCUUCAAAGCUGCUUUUUUAAGAAAAAGUUAAAGAAAAAAGAAAAUAAACCUUUAAACAUAUAUAAAUAUAUAAACAUAAUAAAUCAGAGUUUGACAGUGUUUUAUUAUGGUUUGUUUCUAAUUAUGGUACUUGGCAAUGUGCUUUGGGGCAUUCUUGUCCUCUGUCCUUACUACUUGUGACUUGGGUAGAAAGCCUGCACAAAAAACUUUCUGCCCUCCUGCUCAAUAUGAACGUGACAAAUCCCCAUCAUUUCAAUUGUGUAGCAUGGUAACCCUGCCGUAAAGGAACUUUGUCGCAUUUGUUUUUAGGAGAUUUUUUUUUUUUUUUUAAAGGAAUUAUGGUCUGAAUCAGGCUUUUGGGAGGAAGGGCAAACAUUGCAUUAUAAAAACAAAAAAAAAUUAUAGUAUCUAAAUUUCUGCCCUCCAAAACUCUUAUUGGAAAACAUUGCAGAUGAGCAAGGAAUACUGUGGGAUACAAACAUCAUUGAUGUACUUUUAAAAAAUAAAUAUAACUUUCUUGGCACUUUCUCCACUGCUCCUUUACAGGCCUAUUGUUUAAGUGUAUUCUGACUUAUGGCUGUGGCCAGCAGUGACACGUACCGCUUGAGUUUUGUAUUCUAUAGUAUUUGCAGUCGCCUGCCUUGUAGUAUUUACUGACAUUAUCCAGUCGCCCUUGUGAUUAUCAAGCAUUAGUCUCUGUACAUUGCUUUACCUUUUUUAGACCAGUAUGGAUUGUGCUUGGUAUUCUUCAUCCAAGUUUGUUGACUUGUCAGCCGACUCCAGCUUCAGAAUACUUUUGGGUGAAGUCCCAAAGGCUUGUGAGAUGAGCUUCAUUUUUUACUACAGUACAUGUGUUCUGAAAAACCAAACUAUAUGUUAAUAACGGCGGGGCUCUGCAUUUUUCCAGACCCCAUUUUAGUUUUUAGCAAACUUUUGUUGGUUUAUAUACAUUCUAAGUCAAUGUUAUAUCAUCCUUUUAAAACCAUCGCUAUCUAAAUUUUAUUCUGUAGACUUUCUGGAAAUCAUGCGACCCAGUAAAUCGUGCAAGUUGUUCUAUGGCUAUGAAUUAUUUGGUACUUGGCUUAUGCACCAUCUGAUAAGUUAUAAGUAAUAAAUUUAGUUUUUUUUUUCCUUUUAAGACUCCGGGAAAAGUAUAUUUGACUUGAAUCCCGAUUUAAGCCAUACUUUGUUUUCCCCCCUUAAACUUGGUUGUAGUUUUUAGUCUUUCAUGUAAUAGGUGAAUGGAAAUGGUUUAAGAUAGAAUAAAAUAAGUUUCUGAAUUACACAUGCACUAUUCAUCAGAUUCAAGGUACACCAUGCAUUCACCAUGAAGCACAAUGGAUACAAGUUUUAACAAGGCAAAUGUAAAUGAAAUUGCAUAUUGUGUUUUGGUAAAAGUAAGAGGGAUCGGGCUUGACUAUUCGGGGGCUGUCUAGGUUUAGAAAAUGUCUGCUUUUGUUACCCCCCUGAAACCACACCAAACCACUCCUAUCCAUUCAGGUACUCAGCUCCUCCCUGUCCAAUUGCAUGGGGCAGAGCUGUAAUACCAGCCAUGGGCAGGAGUGGGGUUGUUCUUGGAGAAAAAUCAGAUUUUUAGUUUUUGUUAAUAUUUUCUAAUCCUGGGCCCACCCCUUUUAUGACAGCUUGAUUAUUCUUGGUCUUCAAGAUCAGUAAAUCUACAAAACAAGUUGAUGCAAUAGGAAAAUGGGGCUUCUUUCAUUGUUUUGCUUAAGUGUGAGGAACACAUUUUGUAAAUAUCCGCCCUUUUUGAUCUAAAAUGCCAACGUGCUGUUGAACUGUCCUAUUGAUGCAUUAAGCCUAGAACAGGUUUUGUAGAAGGCGACUUGUGUUAUUGCUUUGGUGGUCUUCUUUAUCCAGACGGCCUUCAGCACUAGCGCUAAACUGUGUUUCAUAGGGUGCUCAGCUCAAAGGUGCUGACCACAUAUAAAGCAAAUAAUGGAGUGCCAAAGCCUACCUGUCCUCUACUGUGAAUAGUCAUUUCAAGCCAAUUUAUCGAAAACGCAAGUCUAUGUUGGGGGGACAGCGUCAACUGUGUUAGAACUCAAGAUAUCUGGGUGAACUCCGAACAAGAACCAUUGUGAUCUCUCUAACUAGCCAUAUGUUUUCCAAGUGGCUAGCCUCAUGGAAUAUUCCUAUUUUUUUGGAACUUGAUACCUCAGAUAUCUUCAGUUUUGGCAAGUGACAAAAAAACCUUUUACAUCUUAAGUCUAUACUUGUGAAAUCAGUAGAUGCUCCUUGAUGUAACGGCACUUAUCUUCUAGGGUUUAGUUUACAUUGAGCUAGAAUUGUUGACCUCUCCUUUCCUGUCUCGACAGUCUUGCUGCCCGUAAUAUAUAGGCUUUUUUGGUCAUGCAUGGGUUGUCUAUUUUUCAGACAGACCUCUCUUUACGUGGUGUUCAGCAUCUCUUUGGCAAUGGGGGGCAGCACUGCGCUCAUUUGCCUGGCAGAGGCCAAACAUGCCAAAUUUUAUAUCCAUUAAUAACAGCUUAAUGCGUCAAUAUUUCUGACUCGCUGUGUCAACAACUUCAUAUUAUUUGUCACCGUAUGACUGCAUUAGCUGCCCAAUGUGCUGCUAUUUUUUUUAUUCCUAUUUCAAACAGAAAAAUUUAUGUUUCAAUGUUUAUACAACAUAAAAAUAAAAUAAUAAUGACUUUGUUAAACAUCAAUAAUUUUUUUGGUCUUUUUGUUUGGGAGGAAAAGGAUGGUUAGUAGUUAUUUGCCUUUAAAAGGUAAUUAAUAAAAGUUGUGCCUCUGAAACUUUGAGCUAUAGCUUUGAUAAAGCUCCGUGUCUCGUUUUAAGUUGCUUUAAAACAUUGUAUUAGACCUUCAAACAAAAUAAAGAUUGUUUUGAAAAGUAA